Molecule: messenger RNA, 1059 nt
Organism: Aspergillus terreus NIH2624
Lineage: Eukaryota; Fungi; Ascomycota; Eurotiomycetes; Eurotiales; Aspergillaceae
Product: NmrA family NAD(P)-binding protein
Exons: 2
Coding region: 1-1059 (352 amino acids)
Source: RefSeq, a predicted model, not a curated record
AUGACACAACCCAAAAAGACCAUCGCCGUCGUCAACGCGACCGGUCGCCAGGCCGCCUCCCUCAUUCGCGUCGCGUCCGCCGUCGGACACAGUGUGCGCGCGCAGGUUCAUUCCCUCAAAGGCAUCAUCGCACAGGAGCUCGAAAGCCUUCCCAAUGUCACCCUCUUCCAGGGCCCCCUCCUCAACAACACCGAGCUCAUGGACACCCUCUUCGACGGCGCCAAUCUCGCCUUCAUCAACACCACCUCCCAGGCCGGCGAUGAGGUCGCCAUCGGCCGCGCCCUCGCCGACGCCGCCAAGCGCGCCGGCUCCAUCCAACACUACAUCUACAGCAGCAUGCCCGACCACUCCGUCCACGGGCCCUGGCCGCCCGUGCCCCUGUGGGCCCCCAAGUUCACCGUCGAAAACUACAUCCGCCAGCUCGGCCUCCCCGCCACCUUUGUCUACACCGGCAUCUACAACAACAACUUCACCAGCCUGCCCUACCCGCUCUUCCAGAUGGAACUCAUGCCCGACGGCUCCUUCGAAUGGCACGCCCCCUUCGACCCGGACACCCCGCUGCCCUGGCUCGACGCCGAGCAUGAUGUCGGGCCCGCCCUGCUGCAGAUCUUCAAGGACGGGCCCAAGCGAUGGAACGGUCAUAGAAUCGCAUUGACCUUUGAGACCCUCUCCCCCAACCAGGUCUGCGCGGCCUUCUCGCGCGCCCUCGGUCGCCCUUGCAACUACGUGCACGUGCCCCGCGUCGAGAUCAAAGUCAGUAUCCCCCCGGGCUACCGCGAGCAGCUCGAGGCCAUCGAGGAGGUCUUUGGCCGCUGCAACGCGCCCUACUUCCCGCAACCCGAGUUCUCCCGCCCCGCCGCCGGCUCGCCCAAGGGCCUGGGCCCCGCCAAUGGCAAGGGCGCCGGCGCCGGCAUGAUGCAGGGGCCCGGCGGCGUUAUCUCGCUCCGCGUGACCGACGAGGCGCGCCAGCUGUGGCAGGGCUGGCGCGACAUGGAAGAGUACGCGCGCGAGGUGUUUCCCGUCGAGGAGGAGGCCAACGGGCUGGACUGGAUGCUGUGA